UGCAGCCACUGGGAGUUGAGGAUGCUGCUUCAGUUCCUGCUGCUGCCCGUGCUGGGGGCAGGGUCUCUGAAGAAGGCUCCUGAUUACCACGUUCAAGUUAAGGAGGUGGUGAGGGUGCAGGAGGACCUGUGUGUCUUUAUCCCCUGCACCUUCUCCUACCCCCAGGAUCGCUGGAUGGGGUCUACCCCAACUGACGGCUACUGGUUCAAAGAAGGGACCAACCAUAACGCUGAUGCUCUAGUGGCCACAAGCAAACCAAAUCAAGAGGUGCAAAGGAGGGCGCGUGGCCGAUUCGAGUUCCAUGGGAGGCCCCAGAACAAGGACUGCUCCCUGGUGAUCAGAAACAUCCGGAAGGAAGACACAGGAUCAUACUUCUUUCGGGUGGAGAGAGGGAGUUACAUAUGUUAUAACUUUAGGCAUGCAUUCUCUCUGGAAGUGACAGGGGCUGCUGUCUCCUCCCGAAGAACCGGGCCCCACCCAUUCCCUGUCUCCACGCUCAACCUCGUGCUGAGACCCCAGGACCGUGACACCGACCUCACCUGCCAGGUGUCCUUCUCCACAGGGGGUGUGAGCACACAGACCAUUGGUCUCAACGUGGCCUAUGCCCCCAGAGACCUGGAUGUCAGCAUUUCUUGGGACAAUGGGACAGCCCUGAAGCCCCAGGACACCCUUCCACAUCUGCAAGCCCAGAAAGGCCAGUUCCUGCAGCUCCUCUGUGCUGCUGACAGCCAGCCCCCCGCCACCCUGCGCUGGAUCCUAAGGCACAGAGUCCUGUCUUCGUCCCAUCCCUGCGGCCCUAAAACCCUGAGGCUGGAGCUGCCCAGGGUGAAAGCUGGGGAUUCAGGGCGCUACACCUGCCUGGCAGAGAACAGGCUGGGUUCCCAGCACCGCAGCCUGGAGCUCUCUGUGCAGUAUCCUCCAGAGAACCUGACAGUGAUGGUUUCCCAAGCAAACAGGACAGUCCUGGAAAUCCUCAGGAAUGACACGUCCCUCCCAGUCCUGGAGGGCCAGAGCCUGCGCCUGGUCUGUGUCUCCCUCAGCAACCCCCCAGCCAGGCUGAACUGGGCCUGGGGGAGUCGGAUCCUGAGCCCACCCCAGCUCUCAGACCCGGGGGUCCUGGAGUUGCCUCGGGUACAAAUGGAGCACGAAGGAGAAUUCACCUGCCACGCUCAGCACCCUCUGGGCUCCCAGAGCAUCUCUCUGAGCCUCUCUGUGCACUACCCCCCACAGCUGCUGGGCCCCUCCUGCUCCUGGGAGGCCCAGGAGCUGCGCUGCAGCUGCUGCUCCCGUGCCCAGCCAGCCCCCUCUCUGUACUGGCGGCUCGGGGAGGGUCUUCAAGAAGGGACCAGCAGCCAGGACUAUUUCACGGCCACCAACAGCUCAGAGGGGCCUUGGGCCAACAGCUCCCUGAGCCUCCAUGGGGGGCUCAACUCGAGCCUCAGGCUCAGCUGCGAGGCCCGGAAUGUCUAUGGGGCCCAGAGUGGCACCGUCCUGCUGCUGCCAGGGAAGCCAGAGCCCAGGGCAGGACUUGCUCUGGGGGCCGUGGUGGGGGCCAGUGUCGCUGUCCUGCUGUUUCUCUGCUCCUGCUUUGCCUUUCUCAGGGUGAAGACCUGCAGAAAGGAUACGCCCUCCACCCUGGGUCCCGCUUCCCUGGGUGACCGGCAUGAGUGCCCCCUAGCCCCUGCUGCCACCACCCCCACCUCCGGGGAGGAGAAGGAGCUCCAUUACGCCUCCUUCAGCUUCCACGAGCUGAGGCACCGGGAGUGUCAGGACCAGGAGGCCACCAGCUCCACCGAGUACUCAGAGAUCAAGAUCCCCAAGUGAUGACCUUGCUGCAGGGCCCGGGGCUUCUCUGGCGAUAUCAGCGAUGGUUCCUGCAUUACAGUCCCCGUGUGAACAGGAUACCAACUAGCUUAUAGGAGUCCCACUUUCUACUUCUUGAUGAGCAGCCUGGCCUCGAAUUUCAGCCCCACCCCCAGAUGAGAACUUGAGCUUGGUGGUAUUUGGUGGUACCUUUCGGGGGACCACCUCUGUAGUUUGUCACUGGAGCAGUUUCCUUAAAUGUGUAGCACAUCAGAAACCUGUUGUUCACCAUCGGUGUUCUCUCUUCCCUUCCUUUGGGAGAGUAAGAGGGGGAGGACAGGGUCUGAGUGGUUCCCAUUUUAACAUUAAAAAAAAAA
This is a messenger RNA of Nycticebus coucang (slow loris), 2180 nucleotides long. RefSeq names its product sialic acid-binding Ig-like lectin 10. Gene Ontology annotation, biological process: cell adhesion. The transcript is spliced from 11 exons. Gene Ontology annotation, molecular function: sialic acid binding. Gene Ontology annotation, cellular component: plasma membrane. Lineage: Eukaryota; Metazoa; Chordata; Mammalia; Primates; Lorisidae. The record is from RefSeq and is a predicted model, not a curated record. The coding region runs from base 22 to 1824 and encodes 600 amino acids.